AUGACGACGUCAGCGCUGCGGCGCCAGGUGAAGAACAUCGUGCACAACUAUUCAGAGGCGGAGAUCAAGGUGCGUGAGGCCACCAGCAAUGACCCCUGGGGUCCACCUAGCUCGCUCAUGGCCGAGAUUGCCGACCUGACCUUCAACACGGUGGCCUUUGCCGAGGUCAUGGGCAUGCUGUGGCGGCGGCUCAAUGACAGUGGCAAGAACUGGCGGCAUGUGUACAAGGCGCUGACGCUGCUGGAUUACCUGCUCAAGACAGGCUCUGAGCGGGUGGCCCACCAGUGCCGGGAGAACCUCUACACCAUCCAGACACUCAAAGACUUCCAGUACGUCGACCGCGACGGCAAAGACCAGGGCGUGAACGUGCGCGAGAAGGUCAAGCAGGUGAUGGCCCUGCUCAAGGACGAAGAGCGCCUUCGGCAGGAGCGCACCCAUGCCCUCAAGACCAAGGAGCGCAUGGCACUGGAGGGCACGGGCAUCGGCAGCGGGCACCUGGGCUUCAGCCGUGCCCGUGGUUCCCCAUCCUCCUACAACUCCUCCUCCUCAUCUCCCCGCUACACCUCAGACCUGGAGCAGGCCCGGCCCCAGACAUCGGGAGAAGAGGAGCUGCAGCUACAGCUAGCCUUGGCCAUGAGCCGAGAGGAGGCUGAGAAGCCGGUCCCCCCAACCUCCCACAGAGAUGAGGACUUGCAACUGCAGCUGGCUCUGCACCUGAGCCGGCAGGAACAGGAGAAGGAGGUGAGGUCCUGGCAGGGAGAUGACUCACCUGGGGCCAAUGGUGCUGGAGCUGGAGCCCAUCGUUGUUGGGACAGAGAGCCUGAAAGAGAAGAGAGAGAGGAAGAGGAGAAGCUGAAAACCAGCCAGGUAGAGGAGUCUCAGUCCUCCAGCCUCGACUUGGUGGACAUCUUCGCAUCAGCUUCAACCCUGCCCUCCACACACUGCUCUGCUGACCCAUGGGACAUCCCAGGUCUCAGGCCUAACACAGAGCCCAGUGGCUCAUCAUGGGGGCCUUCGGCAGACCCCUGGUCUCCAGUUCCUUCAGGAGGUAUCAUGUCCCAGAGCCAGCCCUGGGACUUGCCUCCUGUGCUCUCCUCCUCUGAGCCCUGGGGCCGGACCCCAGUGCUGCCUGCUGGACCACGGACCACAGACUUCUGGGCACAGAACUCCACCCCCCACAAACUCCCCAACAAUGGAGCCAACCCCUGGGGGAACCUGGUAGAGACCUUCAACACACCUGCGUUAGAUGGUUCUUCCACCUUUGACCCAUUGGCCAAGCCUCCAGUAUCCACAGAGUCCAAGGAAGGGCUAGAAUGCACCCAGGCUCUGCCCUCUGGGAAGCCCAGCAGUCCUGUGGAGCUGGACCCGUUUGGAGACCACACCCCCAGUUUAAAGCAAAACGGCACAAAGGAGCCAGAUGCCUUUGACCUGGAUGUACUCGGGGAAGCACUAGCCCCGUCCAGCAGGGACACCCCAGCACGCCGGACUCCUGAGUCCUUCCUGGGCCCCUCAGCCUCUUCCCUGGUCAACCUUGACUCAUUAGUCAAGGUGCCCCAGGCUGUAAAGACCCGGAACCCCUUUCUAACAGGUCUCAGCACUCCAUCCCCCACCAACCCGUUCGGCGGGGGCGAGCAAAGCAGCCGGACUCUGAACCAGAUGCGCACGGGAUCGCCAGCGUUGAGCCUGACGGCGGGCGGGCCGAUCGCGGCGCCCUUUGGCUCCAUGACCUACAGUGCCUCUCUGCCCCUCCCGCUCAGCAGCGUGCCGGCCGGCGUGACCCUCCCUGCCUCGGUCAGCGUCUUCCCCCAAGCCCGCGCCUUCACGCCGCCGCCCUCCGGGAGCCUGCCGCAGCCUCUGCUGCCCACCUCGGGCUCCGCCGGACCGCUCAACCAGACCCCUCUGACGGAUACCAACCCUUUCCUUUGAGCAACAGCCCCGCCCCCGGCUGCCGGCGCGUGCUCGCGAUGCCCCGCCCCCGCCCUGCGCUAAUAACACUGGGCCCCGCCCCCUGGCGCGGGGUGGGGCGGAGCUUCCACGCCAGGACCCGCCCCGGGAAGGAAGGC
Messenger RNA from Budorcas taxicolor (takin), 2063 nucleotides. It is a transcript of the gene EPN3, whose product is annotated as epsin 3. The record is from RefSeq and is a predicted model, not a curated record. The coding region runs from base 1 to 1926 and encodes 641 amino acids. Gene Ontology annotation, cellular component: clathrin vesicle coat; endosome; plasma membrane. The transcript has 9 exons. Gene Ontology annotation, biological process: endocytosis. Gene Ontology annotation, molecular function: phospholipid binding; clathrin binding. NCBI's taxonomy places the organism in Eukaryota, Metazoa, Chordata, Mammalia, Artiodactyla, Bovidae.